Chrysoperla carnea is the source of this 3594-nucleotide messenger RNA. It is a transcript of the gene lds, whose product is annotated as transcription termination factor 2. Lineage: Eukaryota; Metazoa; Arthropoda; Insecta; Neuroptera; Chrysopidae. Bases 151 to 3381 code for a protein of 1076 amino acids. The record is from RefSeq and is a predicted model, not a curated record. Gene Ontology annotation, molecular function: ATP binding; ATP-dependent chromatin remodeler activity. The transcript is spliced from 19 exons.
CGGUAUUAUAAUUAAAAUUAAAUGUGUAUUAUAAAUAAUAAAUAUUUGAAUGUUUAUACAAGCUUCAGCCUGUAUUUUGGUUUAUAAAUUGAAAGAAAACCACGUGUGAAUAAUUUAUUUAAUGUCAACCGUUUGCAGUAUUGAUAAAAUAUGGAAAAAUCCUUUACAACGUACCGAGAUGUCAUAGACACAUCUGCAGAAUAUUCAGAUGAUAUGUUCUUAGAAAAUUCAGAUGUCAAUUUUCGUGCAUCUUUACCCUCGUCAACUAUAGUCCAACAUAAGAAAGAUUCAUUGCCACUACCUAAAGGAUAUAAAGAUAUCGAACAAACAGAUGAUGAAGACGAAGAUGAAGAACCGUUAAUAAAACAUAAAAACUCAAGAAAAAAGAAGGCUCUAUUUGACAGCGAUGAUGAUGAUGAUGAUGGAAAUGACAAGAAUAGUGAUAACUCAUCCACUGCAUCAGAAGCUCAAAUUGGAAAUGAUGACUCUCAAGCGCAGGAAAGCGAUGAGAGCUACUAUGUUGAACAAAGUCCAGAUGAAGACGAAGAUGAAGAACCGUUAAUAAAACAUAAAAACUCAAGAAAAAAGAAGGCUCUAUUUGACAGCGAAGAUGAUGAUGAUGAUGGAAAUGACAAGAAUAGUGAUAACUCAUCCACUGCAUCAGAAGCUCAAAUUGAAAAUGAUGACUCUCAAGCGCUGGAAAUCGAUGAAAGCUACUAUGAUGAACAAAGUUCAGGUACAUCGAAAUCAUCAAACAAUGAUCCAGAAUAUAAUAAUUCCCAAGCAUCAUUAUCACAUAAAUCAUUACCUCUUACAGAAGUUUCCAAUUCUAAUCAAGAAAAUUUGAUACAAACAAGAAAAUCUGCAGGAAAAGAAAAAAUUCAAGAAAAUAAUAUUUUAUUAUCUUCUACGGCAGAUUUACCCAACGAAUAUAUUGACGUUUCAAGUGGCCCGGACGAUGAUGUCAGAUUAAUAUCGUAUCAACCUCCAAAACCAAGCACUCCAAAAUUGAAACAAACAAAAAUAACCCACAUGUUAACACCAACAAAAAGUAACGCAAAUUCACAAGUCCAACCGUCAUCUUCAAGGAAUUUUGUAGUACCGCCCGGAAAGAAGUUAGUUCCCCAAAAUGAGUAUAUUGGUCAACAGAAUAAAGUUGUGAUGCUUCAACAGAAUUUGUAUUCAACACAGAAUGCGUUAAGUACACUUGAUUUAGAAACUUUGCCAGAUCGAGGAGCAGCGUUAAGAAAUCGUGAAGCGUAUAUGGCUAUUCAACUUGCUAAAGAAGAAAAGAAAUUAUCCACAAUGCUAAUUGAACCUAAAACGCAACCGGAAACAACACAGGAUAAAGAUAAAGUAUACGGAUUAUCAUGGCAACAGUUAAGGGCACUUUCCAAUCAAGUCCAACCAGCUGGUAUGGGUGGCAAGCAAGCUAUGGAAACAUAUCAAACCCAAAAAACCUUAACUAUGGAUCGUUUAAAGACAUUACAUCAAUCUCUUCAAGCCAAACCUAAAAGUGACGUUAUGGAAGAAAAUCCAAAAAUGUUAAAAAUUGAAUUGAUGCCGCACCAAAAACAUGCGUUGGCUUUUUUAUUAUGGCGAGAAAGCCAAAGACCUGCUGGUGGAAUUUUAGCUGAUGACAUGGGAUUGGGAAAGACGUUGACAAUGAUUUCAUUAAUUUUAAAGGCAAAAGAGAUGGCUGAAAAUGAUAAAAAGGAAAGCGAGUCUGAAGAAAGUUCUAACGAUGAAAACGAUGAGGACUACGAAAAGAAAAGGAGGCGGGAUUAUUACCCUGGAGGGACUCUAGUAGUUUGUCCAGCAAGUUUAAUUAAUCAAUGGGAAAAUGAAAUUAAACGGCAUUGCAAAAGAGAUUGCCUUUCAGUCCACAUAUAUCACGGAACUAAUCGAGAAGUUAAACCUCGAAGACUAGCAAAGCAUGAUAUCGUAAUAACUACAUACAAUUUAGCUGGAUUGGAUAAAGAUAAAUCAGAUGGUAUUUUUGCUGUGAGAUGGAAGCGUAUUAUACUAGAUGAAGCUCACGUAAUACGCAAUACUAAAGCCAACUGUUCUAUAGGUGUAUGUGCAUUAAAAGGGAAAAGAAGGUGGUGUUUGACUGGAACACCUGUUCAAAAUAAAGAGCUUGAUUUGUAUGCAUUGCUUAAAUUUUUAAAGUGUUCACCAUUUGAUGAUUUACAGAUUUGGAAGAAAUGGAUUGAUAAUAAAUCAGCUGGAGGCCAAGAAAGAUUAAAUACUGUUAUCCAGUCAAUAAUGUUAAGACGUACAAAGCAACAAUUACAAGAUAAUGGAACGAUUUCAACGUUACCAGAAAAAACGACAGAGCUAAUAAACGUAAAGUUAUCAAAAGAUGAAAUGAACAUUUAUCAAAAAAUAUUAAUAUUUUCUAAAACUUUAUUUGCACAAUUCUUACACCAAAGAGCAGAGAAAAAUUCUGAUUUAGCUUACUCAGCUGGAACACAAGCAAAAUUUAUAAAUGGAAAUCCGAAUCCCGAAUAUGAAAAAGUACACAAAAGAUUAUUAAGAAUGCAUGGCACUGGUGAAGUUAAAGCACAUCAAAUUCUACUCUUACUUUUAAGACUGAGACAAACUUGUUGUCAUGUUUCGUUAAUUAAAAGUAUGAUUGAAAAUGAAGAAGCUUGUUCAGCUGAUGGAAUUGACGAUAGUGACGGGAAUGAUAUCGACCUACUGGCACAAUUAGAAAAAAUGGACAUUAAUGAUGAUGAAGAAGAUAUCCAAAAUGAAAGUGUUGAUCCAGCUGCUGGGGAAGGCAAUAAUCUAAAUGCUGCUGCCAGUAAACUUAUGAACCCAAACAAUCCUAUCUUUAACACUAAUCAACCCAGUUCAAAAGUUAAUAUCGUUAUUGAUAAACUAAAAAAAACUGCCCUAGCUAAAGGUGAAAAGGCAAUUGUUGUAUCACAAUGGACAAGUAUGUUAAAAAUUAUUGAAGAGCAUUUAGUUAAAGAAGGUAUUAAAUGUGCAACUUUAGAUGGCAAAGUUCCUGUAAACAAACGAAUGAUACUAGUUGAUGACUUUAACAGGCCAUCUAGCGAUAUACAGAUUUUAUUAUUAUCGUUGACUGCUGGAGGAGUUGGUUUAAAUUUGGUUGGUGCAAAUCAUCUUUUGCUGAUUGAUUUACAUUGGAAUCCACAAUUGGAAUCACAAGCUCAAGAUCGUAUUUAUAGAUUUGGCCAAAAAAAAGAUGUUUUCAUUUACAAAUUCGUAACAAGCGAUACGAUAGAAGAACGAAUAAAGGCAUUGCAAGAAAGAAAAUUACAAAUGGCCACUGAUUUAUUAACUGGUUCCAAACAAGCUGGAAAUAAAUUAUCUAUAGAAGAUCUUAAAAUGUUAUUCAGUAUGGAAUAAUAAUUAAUUGAAUGUUGGUCAAUCUAGCUAGAGAGAGUAGAGUAAAAAAUUAGUUUUAAUUUGUUCAGAAAGAGCUUUAGAGUGGAGCUUUAUACUGCUUUAGGUAGAAACAAGUUGAUUAAAAUCUAGGUUUAGAGUAAACAGUUUUAAAGUUUGUUUAGCUAGAGAAAAUCUCGCUAUAUAGUGUAUAUUUUGAUCUUAAAAAGUAGCAGU